Messenger RNA from Rhodofomes roseus, 1799 nucleotides. Its product is annotated as integral peroxisomal membrane peroxin-domain-containing protein. Gene Ontology annotation, biological process: peroxisome organization. Bases 5 to 1648 code for a protein of 547 amino acids. NCBI's taxonomy places the organism in Eukaryota, Fungi, Basidiomycota, Agaricomycetes, Polyporales, Fomitopsidaceae. The record is from RefSeq and is a predicted model, not a curated record. The transcript is spliced from 3 exons. Gene Ontology annotation, cellular component: peroxisomal membrane.
GUGGAUGCGCGUGAUUCCUGGUAGCAGCCUGCGCGCUUCGACGCUGAGCUCGACACCGUACUCUAACUUCCACCUCAACGUCGACGAUCCCGAUUCGCUCGACGUCGACGACUUCACGUCCACCAUGUCGAAAGCCGUCGAGACCAGUGUAUCACUGCCGCUCGCCGAGUUUCUCAAUACGUUACCAUCCCCGCUCGUCACCGCUCUCGUAGGCCUCGCCCCGCAUAUUGCGCGCGUGAGACGCGCUGCCCAGGUGCUAAGCUGGAAAACGACAUGGGAAGACAGCUGGAUUGCGCUCGGAGCCUUAUGGGCUGUAUGCUUAUUUGCGGAAGUCGGAAUGAGGUACAUGCUACCUCUGCUCGUAGCUUCUGUGCCAGUGUACGCUAGCUGGAGACAGAAAAUGAAUCCCGGACCACAACUCGCCACCGAAGAUAGCCUGCAACAGACUAUCUCGGACCUCACGACUAUCCACGCCCUUCUGCCCGCCGUCUCGCUGCCCGCCACUCUACCCCCGACGAAAGCCCUCCUACGCGUCCUUGCCAUCUCUUACGUUCCAUACCUCCUCCUCACCUUCUGUGUCCCCGUCCGCAUCCUCCUUGCGCUUGCCGGGACCAUUCUCCUCACCUGGCGCGCCCGCUGGACCGUGCUCAUACGGCGCGGCCUCUGGCGCAGCGCACACGUCCGCUGGGUGGUCUACCGCAGCUGGGGCAUUCUCUCCGGGAGGCCUCUCUCCACCGGUCUCGCAUCUCUCCAAGCAUCCAUGUCUGCCUCUGCGGCAGCCGUCGCAGACCCACAAGCCGAACAGCCCGCACAGGCCGUCCGCUUCCUCUUCACGGCGUACGAGAACCAGCGAUGGUGGAUGGGCCUCGACUGGACCGCCGCGCUCCUCCCGGGCGAGCGCCCCUCCUGGUGCUCCGCGUCACUCCAGCCCGUCCAGCCGCCCGCCGCCUUCGCGCUCCCCGCGCCCACCACGGUGUACAUGCGCAACUCCGACGGCUCGCGCGUGAAGCGCACGGCGAGGUGGCGCUGGGCCGAGCCGGAGUGGCGGGUGGUCGUGCACAAGGAGGGCGAGCCAGCCGCGCGCGUCGAGCGGCCACUCCCGAAGGAGGAGCCGCCCGGCACGACGGCGAGCAGCGCGGCGAGGAUGCUGCGGGCGGCGGGGAAGAUGCGAGAGGGCAGUGUUGGAGGGAGUCCGGAGCGCCCGAAGGUCAAGGAGAAGGAGAGCGAUGAGGGCGAGCAUCAGGGUAGAGCGGAGGAGGAGGACCAGGAGGAGGAAGUGUUCACUGACCCGGAUGGGUGGGUCUACGCAGACAACAAAUGGGAGGGCCCCAGUGCAAAGGGUGGGAUGGGCAAGUAUACCCGCUACCGACGAUGGACGCGUAUCGCAAUCUUGAUCGAGACGGUCGACCCUGCAGAACCAGGCGAGACAGGCAUUCAACGCGAUGACGACGGCGAGUACGUGCCCGGCGCACCCUCCGUCGGGCUGUCACCGGUCAACGUCACUGUUGGUCCGGACUGGGAGCCUGCACACGGCAGACCGGACAGUCUCGACAAGAAACCUCCUGCCGCCGCACCGGCGGACGACGAGAAGGACGGGCUGAGGAAGCGGCUUAAGGCCGCUGUCCAAAGUGCGGGCGCGUCAAGUUAGUGGAUACCGGUUUGGUACUGGGAAGUUCUUAUGAUCAUGACUGUAUCGACUGUAUCAGCAUCUAUUCUAACUCGUGUAUGUGUACUUGCUUGUUCCUGUAAUGACUUUCAUGCUGUACCUGUGGUAACGGGAUCUAUCGUCUUGGAUGGGA